This is a messenger RNA of Cylicocyclus nassatus, 1829 nucleotides long. Lineage: Eukaryota; Metazoa; Nematoda; Chromadorea; Rhabditida; Strongylidae. The record is from the annotation of a GenBank genome assembly.
CAAGUCAUCAUUUGUCAUUUUUGGUAAUAGGGUAAAAAUGUUCCAUGAAAAGGUUUUUCCAUGGUUUGACUGACGUUCACCUCACGAAUGUAAAUGCUAUUCACUUUUUUGCCUGUCACGCAUGGGGAACGCAGUGUCAUUGUGUUGAAUGUGUGUCUCUCGUGGUGCCGUUCGGCUCCAUGAUGUCUUAUUCGAGUCCUAUCGCCUUUCAGAUGGCGAAUCCAGUGAGAGAAGGUUAUCAAGAGUUUGAUAAUGAAGUCGAUCCGGAAACCGCCUCGCAGGCUUGCGCAAGACAGCCAGUGGAGGAUACAGUGCUCUUCCACGAGCGCGCUGCUACCCAAAAUUCGCUGACGUCUGAGCAAGCCUUUGUACAUAUGGUGAAAGCUAUGCUUGGUACUGGAUUGCUUUCACUGCCUCUUGCUUUCAAACAUUCCGGGUUGUUUCUGGGGCUCAUCCUCACUGUUGUAAUUUGCCUUAUAUGUCUCUACUGUAUGCGCCAAGUCGUCUUCGCUGCACACUUUGUCUGUAACAGAAAUGGCCGAGACUUGAUUGAUUAUGCGAACAUCAUGCGUGGAGCCGUAGAGAUGGGACCGACUUGGAUUCGACAUAAAGGAUAUUUUUUCAAGCAGUUGGUGAACACAAACAUGUUCGUAUCUCAACUUGGGUUUUGUUGCGUAUACUUUGUUUUCAUGGCAGACAACUUAGAAGAUUUCUUCAACUCCAAUACCUCUAUCCAUCUUUCCAAAGCUACUUGGAUGCUAUUGCUUCUGAUUCCUAUGUUGUCCAUUUGUUCAAUUAGAAGAUUGUCUAUAUUGGCGCCAUUUUCCAUGGCUGCUAAUGUUGUAUACAUCGUUGCUGUAGCUAUCGUGUUGUUUUUCUUUAUGUCAGAUCUUCGUCCUGUCAAUUCUUUACCUUGGUUCGGAAAGUUUUCGGAUUUGCCAUUAUUUUUUGGCACCGUAAUGUUUGCUUUUGAAGGAGUUGCAGUGAUAAUGCCCAUUGAGAACAAAAUGCAAAAUCCACAGUCAUUCAUUGCGUGGAAUGGUGUAUUAAAUUCGAGCUGUCUUGUCGUACUUGCGAUAUUUUCUGUGACAGGAUUUUACGGUUAUCUUUCUCUCGGAGAUGAAGUGAAGGAUACGGCAACUCUCAACCUUCCGAUGACUCCAUUCUACCAAACGAUCAAGAUGAUGUUUGUUGCUUGCAUAAUGAUCUCGUAUCCGCUUCAAUUUUACGUACCCAUGGAGCGAGCAGAGAAAUGGAUCACGCGGAAAAUUCCAGUUCACAAGCAAACGUUGUAUAUCUACACUACCAGAUAUAUGGGCGUACUUUUGACUUGCGCCGUUGCAGAGCUGAUUCCUCAUCUUGCCCUUUUCAUAUCACUGAUUGGUGCUUUCUCUGGAGCCUCAAUGGCACUGUUAUUCCCUCCAUGCAUAGAAUUAUUGACAAGCCACGCUAAAGGAGAGCUAAGUUCACGAAUAUGGGUCAAGAAUAUCUUCUUACUUUGCUUUGCUUUGCUUGGUUUCACCACGGGAACAUACGCGGCACUAUCAGAAAUCUUCAAGAAAAUGCAGAUCUGAAUGAACACACAUAAUAACUUCAAGUCGCGUUGUUUGUUGUUUUAGUGAUGGUUUUAAUUGUUAAUAACAACGAUUCAAAGAAUCAGUCUCAUCUUCCCAAGUUAUCAGUCUAGCAUUUGAUCGUCAAAUUGAUCAGCAUCUUUUUAGGUUAUCUCUAUUGUAAAUAUUGGUGACGAGCUUCUCUUUGCAUGUGAUUAUCUGUGAUAACAUCGCAGUGUUCAAAUAGUAACUUAUUAUUGUGUUCAUCUAAGGGUC